This is a messenger RNA of Linderina pennispora, 924 nucleotides long. RefSeq names its product kinase-like protein. Gene Ontology annotation, biological process: peptidyl-threonine phosphorylation; actomyosin structure organization. The record is from RefSeq and is a predicted model, not a curated record. Gene Ontology annotation, molecular function: protein serine/threonine kinase activity; ATP binding. The transcript has 3 exons. The annotation marks the transcript as partial. Gene Ontology annotation, cellular component: cytoskeleton; cytoplasm. Lineage: Eukaryota; Fungi; Kickxellomycota; Kickxellomycetes; Kickxellales; Kickxellaceae.
GAUUUCGAGUUUAUCAGGACAUUGGCGCGUGGGCAGUUUGGCAUAGUGGAUAUUGUGCGCAACAAGCACAACAAGGGCGUAUAUGCAAUGAAGACAUUAAGUAAGCAUGCAUUGCUCACACAGCGCGAGCAAGCGGCGUUUUUGGAAGAGCGCGAUGUGCUGGUGCUGGGCAAGCACUCGCCGUGGAUUCCGGAUCUAUAUGCAGCGUUCCAGGACAAGGAGAGUCUGUAUCUGGUCAUGGAGUUUGUGGCCGGUGGCGAUCUGUUCAGCAUGCUCGACCGGUGCGACAACGCAGUGGUGGAUGAGGACGCGGCCCGGUUCUACGCAGCCGAACUUGUGCUGGCCAUCGAGGACCUGCACAAGCUCGGGUACGUGCACCGCGACUGCAAGCCGCAGAAUACACUGCUGGAUGAGCGCGGCCAUGUGAAGCUGGCCGACUUUGGCUCGUGCGCCCGCAUCGACGCGACCGGCGCCCACGAGGCGAAGAUGUCGGUCCCCGUGGGCACAUGCGACUACAUUGCCCCCGAGUCGCUGCAGGCGCGCGAGCACGGCGGCGGAGCGGUGGCCAGCGGCGCCUGCGACUGGUGGGCGCUGGGCACGGUCCUGUAUGAGAUGCUGUAUGGCGACCCGCCGUUCUACAGCGACUCAGUGCCCGAGACAUACGCCAAGAUCAUGGCCUGCGAGACGAAUCUGGCCUUCGACGAGUCUGCGCAAGUGUCCGAUGCUGCCAGGGACCUGAUGCGCCGGCUGCUGUGCCGCCCCGAGACGCGGCUGGGCAAUGCCGGAGCCCAGGAGAUCAAAUCGCACGCGUUCUUUGCCUCAAUCGACUGGGACAACAUCCGCCAGCAGGAUGCGCCAUUUGUGCCGCAUAUCAGCGCUCCCGACGACACGUCCAACUUUAGCGUCGGCGACGAGGACGACCAG